This is a messenger RNA of Lagenorhynchus albirostris (white-beaked dolphin), 813 nucleotides long. RefSeq names its product iodothyronine deiodinase 2 (gene DIO2). The transcript is spliced from 2 exons. Gene Ontology annotation, molecular function: thyroxine 5'-deiodinase activity. Lineage: Eukaryota; Metazoa; Chordata; Mammalia; Artiodactyla; Delphinidae. The record is from RefSeq and is a predicted model, not a curated record.
CAGGAGGCAGAGAAGAUGGGCAUCCUCAGCGUAGACUUGCUGAUCACACUGCAGAUUCUGCCAGUUUUUUUCUCCAACUGCCUCUUCCUGGCGCUCUAUGACUCGGUCGUUCUCCUCAAGCACGUGGUGCUGUUGCUGAGCCGCUCCAAGUCCACUCGCGGGGAGUGGAGGCGCAUGCUGACCUCAGAGGGGAUGCGCUGCAUCUGGAAGAGCUUCCUUCUCGAUGCCUACAAACAGGUGAAACUGGGUGAAGAUGCUCCCAACUCCAGUGUGGUGCAUGUCUCCAAUCCUGAAGGAGAUGACAGCAGUGGAAAUGGUGCCCAUGAGAAAACAGUUGAUGGAGCUGAGUGCCACCUCCUUGACUUUGCCAGCCCUGAGCGCCCACUGGUGGUCAACUUCGGCUCAGCCACUUGACCUCCUUUUACUAACCAGCUGCCAGCCUUCAGCAAACUGGUGGAAGAGUUCUCAUCAGUGGCUGACUUCCUGUUGGUCUACAUUGAUGAGGCUCAUCCUUCAGAUGGUUGGGCGGUGCCUGGGGAUUCUUCUUUGUCUUUUGAGGUGAAGAAGCACCGGAACCAGGAAGACCGAUGUGCAGCAGCCCACCAGCUAAUGGAGCGUUUCUCCUUGCCACCCCAGUGCCAAGUUGUGGCUGACCGCAUGGACAAUAAUGCCAAUGUCGCUUAUGGGGUAGCCUUUGAACGUGUGUGUAUUGUGCAGAGACAGAAAAUUGCUUAUCUGGGAGGAAAGGGCCCCUUCUACUACAACCUUCAAGAAGUCCGGCGUUGGCUGGAGAAGAAUUUCAGCAAGAGAUGA